ACCGCCACCGCCAUGGGGACACGGGUAACGGUGGGGAGCCGUGGGGGGGGUGAGGCUUAGGGGAACAGCCGGUUGCUAUGGAAUCCCGUUGCUAUGAAGCCCGUUGCUAUGGAGCCGGUUGCCAAGACCCCCCCCGCUAUGGACCCCGCUGGUUGAAGCCCGUUGCUAUGGAGACGGACGCUAUGAACGCUGUUGCCAUGGAGCCCAUCGCUAUGGGGCACCCCGAUGCUGUGCACCCCGUUGCUAUGGACCCCGUUGCUAUGGACCCCGUUGCUAUGGAGCCCUCGCUGCAGUGUGCCCCGUUGCUGUGGAAACGCGUUGCUACGGACCCCCGUUGCUAUGGAGCUCCCGUUGCUAUGGGCUGCCGUAAGUCACCGCGCUGCGGCGCCGCCACACGUCGCGAACGCCGCCGCGAGGGGCGGGGCCGCGGGGAGGUUUCCGCCCCCUCGCCGCGGCUGGGCCAAUCAGCGCGCAGGGAGGAGCGGAAGGGGCGGGGCCUGGGGAGCGCAGCCGGAAGCGGUUCGUGGGGAGCGGGGGGAGCGCGGGAGCGACCCCGGGACGGGACCGGGACGGAACCGGGACCGAACAGGGACCGAACAGGGACCCCGGGACCGAACCGGGACACCGGUACUGACAGGGACCCCGGGACGGAACCGGGACCGAACAGGGACACCGGGAUCGAACAGGGACCCCGGGACGGAACAGGGACACCGGUCCUGCCCGUGCCGGUCCCGUGA
Catharus ustulatus (Swainson's thrush) is the source of this 737-nucleotide messenger RNA. RefSeq lists its product as uncharacterized. The coding region runs from base 78 to 737 and encodes 219 amino acids. Lineage: Eukaryota; Metazoa; Chordata; Aves; Passeriformes; Turdidae. The record is from RefSeq and is a predicted model, not a curated record. The transcript is spliced from 3 exons.